Aphanomyces astaci is the source of this 772-nucleotide messenger RNA. RefSeq lists its product as hypothetical. Bases 134 to 619 code for a protein of 161 amino acids. The transcript is spliced from 2 exons. Lineage: Eukaryota; Oomycota; Saprolegniomycetes; Saprolegniales; Verrucalvaceae. The record is from RefSeq and is a predicted model, not a curated record.
CGCGGAACAAAUUGUUCCACAUCCAAGCGGGCAUGCGCGAAUUCCACAUUGAAUCGCCGUAUCCACACAAGAACCCAGAGCUCUUCCGGCGCGUGAGGGAGUAUGCAUGCAUAGAACUCAUGUUUGAUGCAGGAUGUCAUGGUGCGUGGAUUGUAGAUGCAUUCGUCGGCGCAGUGUCCUGGGGCCAUGGAAAAAGGUGUGCCUGGAGCGCCUGCGGUACCAAGAACUUAAGUCCCCAAAGAAGGACGAGUCUCCAGCAAGCAGCAGCACUCUUGUCAAGGUCGAUGAUGGUGCUUCUACUGAUGCGGUAGACCCCUCCACUUCAGUUACAGAGGUCGAACCUACGGAACCUCAACCUACGAACCCAAUCCAAACACAGGCUGCUGUGGAGAUCCAGAUGCUAGAGGAGAAACUUCAGAUGCUACAGGACCAGAAACAUGUACAAUUCGGUCUGCUCAAGACCAUCCUCAUCGAAGAAGCGAGAGCCAAAGCGAGGGCAGCCCCUCCGCCUCCUCCAGUACCGCUUCCACCUCCCAUGCAUCCUCCCGGCCAUCCGACAUACCCCACCGACGGCAUGUACGUGGCGCCGCCCCUGCCAUUCGGAGCAGGAGCGUCCUGAGGCAUGCAACGAAAUCCAUCCCAUAUACGAAGAGGACUCGAAGCAAUUGGGGCAUCGUCUUGCGCACGUCGACCAUGCAUUCGACACAUCAUAGGAGAAUCGCUGUAUAAGUUCAUCAGUAUAGUGCCAAAUACAAACCAAAUCUCUCAGCAA